AUGAGUCCACAUGAUGGCUCUGCAGAUUCGCACUUUGUUUUGGUUCCUAAAGUGAUAAAUGGUGGAAUUGCCGGAAUCGUCGGUGUGACGUGUGUUUUUCCAAUAGAUCUUGUUAAAACAAGAUUGCAAAAUCAGCAAGAAGGAAGCAAAUUAUACAAAAAUGUCUUGGACUGUGCCAAGAAAACCUACCGCGCUGAAGGAUUUUUCGGCAUGUACAGGGGGAGUGGUGUUAACCUUCUCUUGAUUACACCAGAGAAAGCAAUAAAGCUAGUUGGCAAUGAUUUCUUCCGCUAUCACUUGAAAAGUGAAGGAAAGCCUUUAACUCCAAUUCGUGAAAUGCUUGCUGGAGCCGGUGCAGGAUCUUGUCAAAUUAUUAUAACUACUCCGAUGGAAUUAUUAAAAAUACAAUUACAAGACGCUGGUCGAACUUCAGCACCUGUAACUAGCUUCAAUAGUAGUGGUGCUGGCGGCGUCUGUGUGGAAACGCGUUUGUCUGCUACCCAGCUUGCUAUCAAACUAAUUCGUGAAAAAGGCAUAUUCGGUCUUUAUCGUGGAAUGGGUGCUACAUUUUUGCGAGAUGUGUCAUUUUCAAUGAUAUAUUUCCCAUUGUUUGCAAAUAUCAAUGCUCUGGGUCCCCGAAGAUCUUCAGAAAGCGUAGAGGCUGUUUUCUACUGGUCAUUUCUGUCAGGAUUUGUAGCUGGGACAAUUGCAGCAUUCAGUGUAACACCAUUAGACGUGGUAAAAACACGACUGCAAACAAUCAAACAUGUUGAAGGAGAAAAGGUUUUCAAAGGUAUUCCAGAUUGUUUUAUGCAAACACUGCGUAAUGAAGGCGUACGCGCAUUAUAUAAAGGUGCUGGUUGCCGUGUUAUGGUUAUGGCUCCGUUGUUUGGUAUAGCACAAACCGUUUAUUAUCUUGGUGUUGCUGAACGUCUUUUAGGUUAUCCUAGGUAUUAA
Messenger RNA from Heterobilharzia americana, 957 nucleotides. Lineage: Eukaryota; Metazoa; Platyhelminthes; Trematoda; Strigeidida; Schistosomatidae. The record is from the annotation of a GenBank genome assembly.